CACUAGUUACCACAUCCACAAAGUCCAAAUUGGCUAUAUCGAAAAAUUCAUGAAAUCAAACAUUUAAUUUUUGGUGUUCAUUUAGGUUCCGGCAUAAGGUUAGCAAUCUGGUUAGGGUUAAGGUUGAAAUCAAAUUUGAAGAAGAUAAAUUGUAGAAAUGUUUGGGGUUACGACUUUGUGGUUGUGGUAACUAGUGACGACCGACUGCUUUGGACGCUUCUUCAACAACACCGCUCAACCACCUCGGUAGCUUGCUAACCGACAAGAAGUAGAAACAUUGAAGCUCUGUACACCAUGUUUGUGUAGCUACACAAAUCCAUCCCAGUGAUUUAAACACAGUUCUGUUAAAGUAUCUACUAUUUCAUUUAAACGUAAUUUGCGUGUUAAAUUUGCAAAUGUGUUACCGAGCCUAGCACUAGGGUAGUCGCUAAUGAUAGCUAGCUAGCUAACAUCCCUGACAAUGAGCUCACAAAGCUACUCUCCUCCUGCUAAUGAAGAGGUCUGCUGGACGGAGAAAGCAGCUCUGGGGAUGAACAUUGUUGUGAAAGAAGAAGUAGCGGAGGAUAUUACAGUGAAAGGAAUGGAAGAAGCAUUUCGAAUUAAAAAGGAGGAAGAGGAGGCUAUCACGUUGAAAGAAGAGGAUGUUACAGUGAAAGGAGGGGAAAUACCGUUUGUUGUGAAAGAGGAAGAGGGAAUACAGGCUGUCACAGUGGAAGAGGUAGAAGCUUUCAGAAUGAAAAAGGAGAUGGCUUCCUCUAUCACAUUGAAAGAAGAGCCUUUUGGAGGGAAGGAGGAGUCCAUAACAUUGAAAGAAGAACCUUUUGGGGUGAAAGAAGAGGAGGAGACAGAAGAUCCGAUCAACACUGAUCCAAAAACGAGGCAAUAUGCAGUUUUCUGGCCCUCCCAGGGCUCUACAGUGGAGGAGGACAUCAGAAAGGUACAGGAUGUAUCUACUGUGGUACCCGUGAAUCCCAGACAGUUUGGUGGUGAUGAGGAUUCUAUUCACUGCGACAACGAAUGGGACGUGAAAGACAAGGAUUGGUUUCCUAGCAACAGGCUGAAAGCAGAGUCGGCUCCAGAGUGCCACACCCCAGAGCAGAGGGGGUGUGGUGACAUGUCUUUCCCUCUCCCAGGGUCCCCAGGUCGUGCCUCUCCCACUGCUGCCUUACUGUGGGGUCUGAAGAGGGUGUCUGUGCAGCUGGUCGACUGCAGGAAAACACCGGGUCUGAGUGGAACUGUGAGAGGAGAAGAAGAGGGAGAUUCAGAUUCAAGUGAAAGACCAGACUCAGAGGAACCAGACCCAGAGACGUCCAAACCAGGAAGACAACACCACUGCUCCCAGUGUGGAAAGAGUUUUACCCGGUUAGGGUCCUUGAAAAGGCAUGAAGGAAUACACGCAGGAGAGGAGACUUACCAUUGCUCCCAGUGUGGAAAGAGUUUUACCAGGUUAUUUAGCCUGAAAAGACAUGAGAUGAUACACACAGGAGAAAAGCCUUUCCACUGCUCCCAGUGUGGAAAAAGUUUUACCCGGUUAUGGCACCUUCAAAUGGAUGAGAGAAGGCACAGAGGAGAGAGGCCUUUCCGCUGCUCCGAUUGUGGAAAGAGUUUUACCCAAUUAGGGAGCCUGAAAGAACAUGAGAGAAUGCACACAGGAGAAAAGCCCUUCAACUGUUCACUUUGUGGAAAGCGUUUUACCCAUUUAGGGAGCCUGAAAGGACAUGAGAGCAUGCAUAGAGGAGAAAAGCCCUUCCACUGCUCACAUUGUGGAAAGAGUUUUACCCGGUUGGGGCACCUGAAAACACAUGAGAGAAUUCACACAGGAGAAAAGCCCUUCCACUGCUCCCUGUGUGGAAAGAGUUUUACUCAGUUAGGGGGCCUGACAAAACAUAAGAUAUUACACAAAGGGGAGAAGCAUUUCCACUGCUCCCUGUGUGGAAAGAGUUUUAUCCAGUUAUGGGGCCUGAAAACACAUGAGUGGACACACAUAAAAGAGAAGCCUCACCCCUGUUCCCAGUGUGGAAAGAGUUUCACACAGUCAAGAUACCUGAAAAAACAUGAGCUGACACACUCCGCAGAGAAGCUUUGAAAGAAUCCACAUGGCAGAGAUAUAUAUAUUGGAAAGAUAUUUACCUAGUUAGGGAACCUGAAAGACCACGAGGUAAGAGACACAGGGAAAAUGCCUUACCACUGCUCUCAGUGUGGAAAGAGAUAUUUAACAUAAAUACAUCAGUUAAUUAAUGAGUUAACACAUACAGUGCUCACACACUUGUCUCAUACUUUUGACUGACUAUAUUUGUUUAUGCCACAUCAAAUCAAAUUGUACAAAGUGAACUCAAUGUUUUUUAACAUGAAUUAAACAUGGAGUGAGUAUGUCUGUUUCAAUAUAGAGUAGGUCAGUUGUAAUGCUUUUUAAUUAAAUUAUAACUUUUUAGAA
Messenger RNA from Salmo salar (Atlantic salmon), 2434 nucleotides. The record is from RefSeq and is a predicted model, not a curated record. Lineage: Eukaryota; Metazoa; Chordata; Actinopteri; Salmoniformes; Salmonidae.